UGCUUCGCAUGUUGGCCUGCGCGCCCACAUCUGCCCUCGUGUGAGACGCCUCCAGUGGCAGGUCCCCAAAGCUGAUCGCUCCCACCAAGCGCUCUGACCCCAGCGGAUUACAGAGGGUCCCGCGCAGGUUGCUGUCGGGAGGCGCUGGAUGCUCUCGCACCAAGUUGGGAUCGCUCUUACUCUGCACGUUCCUCUUGGAUCUAAUCUUUCAGCGUGACGCGAUCCCUUUCUGGAGGAGGGAGUCCGGCGGCGGCGGCGGCGGCGGCUAGCUUACACAUCUCCGCUCCAGCCUCUGCUUCUCCCGCAGGCUGCUCUGUCCCCGUCUCAGCUGUUUCUCGCGUGCAUGCGAGAGUGCCCCGUUCCCCCUGGCCCAGCUGGCGUCCCGGGAGCCCUGAUGUCUUCAUUGGACUCCCCGCAGUUGUUGAUGGGGUGUCUUGCUCAGAUUUCCAGGCAGGAGCUCAACCGCAGCACCCAGAGCCAGUUCUCGCUGCCAGGCGGCGCUUCGUGCGGUGCAGGCUGCGGCUGCGGCUGCCGCUGAGCUGGGACUCGGCUGCAGGGCAAGGAGCGGCGAGAACCGGGCGCUGCCUCUGCUCUCCGCAGGGACCGCGCACCUGCGGCGGCGGGGGGAGGGCGCACGGAGCGGUGCCGGCGGCAGCAGCCCCUUCCCCUGAUCCGGAAUUGUGAACUUUCCCCCUGCCCCCCUUGGAGGAUCCCCGAGCUGAGCCACAUGCAUCCCUUGGCGGCCGGCCGGGCUUCCUGGAGUUAAUGUCCGUGCUGGGUCCGACGAGCCCAUCUGAAAGGGGCCGGUGUCGGAAGGAAAUCUAAGAUGAAGUUAUGGGAUGUUGUGGCUGUCUGCGUGGUGCUGCUCAGCACGGUCUCCACAUCCCCGCUGCCCGCCGGUAAGACGCCUCCCGAGGGGCCCCCUUCAGUGGUAGAGGGGCCUGAAGACGAUCACUCCCCCAUCAGCCUGCCGCCUCCCUAUGCUGUGCAAAGUGACUCUAACAUGCCAGAGGAUUAUCCAGAUCAGUUUGACAAUGUAGUGGACUUUAUUCAAGCCACUAUAAAAAGACUCAGAAGGUCACCAGAUAAACAAACUCCAAUUUUUUCUAAACGGGAGAGAAGUCGGCAAAAUGCAGCUGUUAAUACAGAGAAUUCCAGUAAAAAGGGACGGCGAGGUCAAAAGGGCAAAAAUCGAGGUUGUGUCUUAACAGAAAUACAUUUAAAUGUGACUGACUUGGAUUUGGGAUAUGAAACCAAAGAAGAGCUGAUUUUCCGGUACUGCAGUGGAUCUUGUGAUGCAGCCGAGACCACAUAUGACAAAAUUUUAAAAAAUUUAACCAGAAAGAAAAAGCUGGUCAAUGAUAAAGUGAGGCAAGCUUGCUGCAGACCCAUUGCCUAUGAUGAUGACCUUUCAUUUUUGGACGAUAACUUGGUUUACCAUAUAUUGAAAAAACAUUCCGCUAAAAGAUGUGGAUGUGUCUGAUUUUUUUUUUUUUUUUGAGAUUAAUACAAUAUUGCAUUCCUACUACAAUGCAAAGAACAGGACCAAGGUUCCCAAGGAAACGUCUGUUCAGAACUGAGAAAGAGGACCAAGGAUGCAGGAAAACAGAUGUCAUGGGAGCCUGGUAGGACAAGAUCCAGCACAGAGAACUGGACAGGAUAGAAAAGUUGGAACUUUUAAUUUCUACAGGAAAGCAAAUAAAAGGCAUCAAAGCUCAGGGGUGGAGUUUCAGAAUGGAUGGGUGGAGGUUGCUAUCACUAUUUCAUUUGACAUGGUCCACUAUCAACGAGAGUUGAAUCAGCUAGGAAUGUGCUUAAAAACACAACCUAUUAAAUAUCAUGCCUUGUUCUUAUUUUUUAUUAAGUUUAGUUAUAAAAACUGGGGUAGCAUUAAUAAUGGUAAGCUUAAGUGGUAUUUGCUUCACUCCAAUAUACACCCUAAUAUUGCCUGUUAAAAGAUUAUUCCAAAACACUGGAGAUAACUUUUUUAUUACAUAGUAUAUGUGCAAGGUUAAAUCAGGCAAGUGUCAAAAUUAAUCAGCUAAAGUUCAUCCGGGGAAAAUCAACACAAAACAAAACAGUUUCACUUAUUGUUUGAUUUAGGCUAUUUCCAUCUCACAUUUCUUCAAAACAGUUAAGUAUCAGAUUUAAUUCUUCUAUUACCUCUGAAAACACGUUGUGUUUUUAAGCACUCACUCCUAGUAGAAUAAUAGAAACAAUGAGCCUGGCCUACACAAAUGCAAAAUGUGUUUCUUUUGGUUUACAAAGGACUAAUGUCACUUACAUAACUCCUUUAAUAUUUGGUCAUUGUGAGUGAACAGACUACUUGAUGCAAUGCAUCCAUUCAAAGACAUAAAUAUACAGAAGAUAUUUAUUGAGAUUUAAGUUAUUGUUAUUUAUUACAGUUCACUAAUGAGUUUCCGUUCCUUAUUUAUUAAAGUUUUUUUCAAAGGUGCCAAAGUGGAAUGUGCUCGCAAGAUACAAAGACAGUUAAGCUGGGAACAAGGGGCCAUGCUUUUAAAAGUAUUAACAGUUAACUUGAAAGCAAAAAAUCACUUACUUUACCUUUUUUAACAAAACCCUGUUUAAAAUCUCAAAAUAGAGGGCCAAAGUCUGCAACCCAUAUUCAUGUUGAAUAACAUUUAUGUGAGCAACUCCAUUACUACCCGAAUGAGUUAGUGACACUCCACAUGAGUGCAGGUUGCAGAAUGGGGGCCAUUAUUAUCAAUUUGUUAGAAAAAGUAAUUAUAGUAAUAUUAUAAUGUUGAUGCAGUUUUUCUCACAAACACUUCUUCUGCCAACUGACCUCACAAGUAUGAUUGACAAAUGAAGAUUAAUCACACUUUUGUCAUUUUAAUUUCAUGUUAUAUUUGUUUUUUCUUUCCAUAUUUCCAUAUAGAAAAGGUUAAAUCCCUUUUUGUAGUUAGUCCUGGAUUUAAUGUAGACUGAAGGUAAACAAACUAUUUUGUUAAAUAACCAAAGUGUUUUGUAUAAUUUUCUGAAACAUUACAGGAUUCAACUGGCAUAGUAAAAACCAUUUUAAGUUUUCAUCUAAGAUACUGCUUUAAGGUGAAGGAGGUUAUGUAUCAAAGGGAUUAGCACAAGUUAUGAAGUUGGAGGUUUAUUUAUUAAAGAUUAGCAGAAGUAUGUUUAUACUAGACAUAAUAGACAACUGAAGUGAAGACUUGACUCCCACAAAAACAAUAUCCAACCAAGAAUCUACUGAACAACAGCAGCAGUUAGGAUCAUAAUUUAUCCAAUCCAUGUAACGACUCCAUACUUAUUCUGUUCCUUUUAAGUACAUGGAACCUGCACUGAUACCAGUGGGGAAGGUCCCAUGGUUGCGGGGGAAGAAAGAAAGGAAAAAACACACAAAGAUCCACCAUCGUGUGGCUUAAAGGAGAAUUUUGCCCUAAAUCAAGUUUCUUCACUAAGGUCCCAAUCCUGCAAUUGAUAAGUGAGCACAGUCAUCUUCAUGAGCUCUGAAUGCAUGGCAAUCCACCACAUGCAAUCAAUUGCAGGAUUAGAGUCUAAGGCCCGACUCCAGCAAAGCACUCAAGAUCAUGAAUAGUCCCAUGGAAGUCAUUAAGCACGUGUUUAAGUGCUGUGCUGGGUCAGGGGAUUAACCACUGUGUUGGGCAGCGUACAGCAGUCAAAGCAUCAUCUGCAUUACUUGCAUAGUACAAUCCUGGCUGUGUGAUGAGUCAAAACUCAGAAACACGGUGGUUAGUUUAGGCUAGCUUUGAGCACAGAAAUGAUAAGUACUUUAUCACUUGCUAUGGUACUUCAUUGAUGGUUGACAGCUUGCCUCAAGCAACAGCCUAAAUAGGCUUUAAUUAUAGCAGGUCACUAUGUUCAAACUACAAAGGGUAAAGUUUGUGAUUUUUUAAAAAACUUAUCAUCAAGAACAGGAGUAUGAUUCUCUGGAGGUUUUUACUUCACCUACAAUUUAUGUCUCAGUUAUUAGUGUUAAUCAACCAAAGUUCUCUACAGACUUUAUUUUUGUACAAUAUUCAUUUUAUAACUUUUUACAAAAUAAAACUCAUUUCUAUUGU
This is a messenger RNA of Chrysemys picta bellii (western painted turtle), 4055 nucleotides long. RefSeq names its product glial cell derived neurotrophic factor (gene GDNF). Gene Ontology annotation, biological process: peripheral nervous system development; negative regulation of neuron apoptotic process; positive regulation of branching involved in ureteric bud morphogenesis. Gene Ontology annotation, molecular function: receptor tyrosine kinase binding; glial cell-derived neurotrophic factor receptor binding; growth factor activity. NCBI's taxonomy places the organism in Eukaryota, Metazoa, Chordata, Testudines, Emydidae. The record is from RefSeq and is a predicted model, not a curated record.